Serpula lacrymans var. lacrymans S7.9 is the source of this 1203-nucleotide messenger RNA. RefSeq lists its product as uncharacterized. Bases 1 to 1203 code for a protein of 400 amino acids. Gene Ontology annotation, molecular function: nucleic acid binding; zinc ion binding. NCBI's taxonomy places the organism in Eukaryota, Fungi, Basidiomycota, Agaricomycetes, Boletales, Serpulaceae. The transcript has a single exon. The record is from RefSeq and is a predicted model, not a curated record.
AUGUCAUCCCAACAAGAAAGGAUAGCAGCACCACCUCCCUUUCCCCAACCAGACGUAACCCGACUCCACACCAGAGAACAAGCAGACGCUUUCUACGAAGCCAGAACACGUUGGCUACAGUACUACGCAGGAAGCCACCCACAGCUACUGCCCACAACCCAACACGAUCCCCCAGUAACCAUAGAAAACCUCUACGACGAGAACAACUUUGAAGAGUUUGAAGAGUUUGCAGCAGGCGGCGACCCGAUACCACCUCCCACUCUACAGAUACUCCCCGCCGCACCUGCUCCAUCCCACAUCCCACCACCACACACCAUGUCUAACACUGCAGCCCCCAAACCCACGAUGAUCAGGAAAAUCGAUGACUUCAAUGGAACCCCAGAUAAAGCCCAAAGGUGGAUAUCGUCCACCAAUCUACACUUUGAUAUCAACAACACCAUCUACAACUCCGACAAGAAAAAGGUGUAUGUGGCCCUCAGCUACAUGAAGGACGGCAACACCACCUCAUGGAGUGAAGCCAAGAUGACCGAAUACAAAGAGAAGAAUGCCUACCCCACAUGGGCAGACUUCAUGAAAACCUUCACAGCCAGUUUCAGAACGGCAAACGUCAAAGGAACGGCCUCAGCCGCCUUGAUGAAAAUGAAGAUGGAACAAGGAGAAAAUGCAGUAGCGUUUAACUCAAGGUUCAUGCUAGAUGCUGGGAAAAGCGGCAUCAACAAUGAAGCCAUGAUCAUGGUUUAUCAAAAGGCUAUCCGGCCACCCCUCCUUCGCGGGGCACUCACCGGAAAGGAACUACUCACCAUCGAAGACUGGAUGAGCACAGUGGCAAACCUAGACGCUAACUGGAUCAGUGCCAACGCUAUCUCAGAAGGAGCGUGGGGCGCCAGAAAUAAAGAAAGACAGAAUGACAGAAACCGCAAAAAUGGACUAUCCACUAGCACCAGAAGGUUAACCAAAGACGAAGAAGAAUCAAGGAGGAAAGAGGGAAGAUGCUUCAUAUGUAACGAGAAAGGACACAUAGGAAGGAAUUGUAGGUACAAAGGAAAAACUCCUGAAAGAAAGGUACGUCAAACCGAAACGGAAGAUGACACCAAAACAGUGGUAGAAGAAGACAGGGUCCAAAACAUCAUGAGGAUGUGGAGGGAGUUAGGAGAAGAUCAAAGAACAGAGGCGAUGAAAGAAUUGGAAGACAAGGGUUUUUAA